Molecule: messenger RNA, 3660 nt
Organism: Melanotaenia boesemani (Boeseman's rainbowfish)
Lineage: Eukaryota; Metazoa; Chordata; Actinopteri; Atheriniformes; Melanotaeniidae
Gene: cnot3a
Product: CCR4-NOT transcription complex, subunit 3a
Exons: 18
Coding region: 211-2949 (912 amino acids)
Biological process (GO): regulation of stem cell population maintenance; nuclear-transcribed mRNA poly(A) tail shortening; regulation of DNA-templated transcription
Cellular component (GO): nucleus; P-body; CCR4-NOT core complex
Source: RefSeq, a predicted model, not a curated record
GCGGGGCCUAAACGCGGAGGUGCGAUUUUAGCUACCGUCCAUCUUCAGCUACAUUACAGUGAGCGAGCUUGUCGAAAAGAAAUCAUAUUUUGGAAGUAAAGAAGAUUUUCUGGAAUUAGUUUUGGCUGUAUUUGAAAAAAGAAAAACGAAAUCCCAUAUCAUAGUUAACUUUGUGACAGACGGAAUGUGGACAUCGUCGUAGUCAGAGCCAUGGCUGACAAGAGAAAACUUCAAGGUGAGAUCGAUAGAUGUUUGAAAAAAGUAGCCGAAGGUGUGGAACAGUUUGAAGAUAUUUGGCAAAAGCUCCACAAUGCAGCCAAUGCAAACCAGAAAGAAAAAUAUGAGGCUGACCUCAAGAAAGAGAUUAAAAAACUACAACGAUUGAGAGAUCAAAUAAAAACAUGGGUGGCUUCAAACGAGAUAAAAGACAAAAGGCAGCUAGUUGAGAACCGCAAACUUAUAGAAACGCAAAUGGAGCGGUUCAAAGUGGUUGAACGUGAAACUAAAACAAAAGCCUACUCUAAAGAAGGCUUGGGGCUUGCUCAGAAGGUGGAUCCAGCUCAGAGGGAAAAAGAGGAAACGGGACAGUGGCUAACAAAUACAAUAGACACUCUAAAUAUGCAGGUGGAUCAGUUUGAAAGUGAAGUGGAGUCACUCUCAGUUCAGACACGAAAAAAGAAGGGUGAUAAAGAGAAGCAAGAUCGUAUUGAAGAGCUCAAGCGGUUGAUCGAGAGGCAUAGAUUCCACAUUCGCAUGUUGGAGACUAUUUUACGAAUGCUGGACAAUGACUCUGUGCCAGUGGAUGCAAUACAAAAGAUCAAAGAUGAUGUUGAGUACUACAUUGAUUCCUCCCAAGACCCAGACUUUGAAGAGAACGAGUUCCUGUAUGACGAUUUAGACCUGGAAGACAUCCCUGCAGCAUUAGUUGCCACUUCUCCAUCAGGUCAAGGCAAUGUGGAAGAUGAUAUGUAUCUCCACUCCAGCAGCACUCCCACCUCCACAACCUCUUCUUCACCCAUACCUCCAUCCCCAGCCACUUGCACUGCUGAGAACUCAGAGGACGAUAAGAAAAGGGGACGGUCGACAGACAGUGAAGUUAGUCAGUCGCCUGUGAAGAAUGGUACCCCAUCCUUACUAUCCUCCUUUUCUUCUUCCACCACCUCUGGGUCCUCUUCAUCCUCGUCCCUCAUAUCCAUGGCGAGCGUUGUCGGUGGCAUUCCUGCAGUUCCCACAAGCAGUAGUCUUAUAGGAAGCUUCAGCAGUGCGGUGCAACAACAUCAGCAUCAAUCUGCACAGCAGCAGCAACAAUCUCAACCAUUAAACCAGUCACAGCAACAACAGCAGCAGCAGCCACCUCAGGCAAAACCUGUCCCCUCUAACACCCCUAGCCCACCGAGCAACCCUCUUCUCCACACAUCCACUGCCCCCUCUCUUCCUACACCCAGCACACCUAGUUCAUCAGCUCCCAAUGCUCAGUCUCAGCCCACAUCUGGGCCCUCUUCAGCAACCAGUUUGGGACUGGGACUGGGACUUGGACUGGGCCUGGAUUUAAGAAAAGGUGGCAUAACAGGGACCAGCACUGCCAACCAAAUGCCAAAUUUAGGCUUGGGUAGCCUCCCCACUCCUUUAAAUACAAUGGCAAGCCUCAUUUCAGGGUCCACACCUGCCCCUUAUGCUCAGGCAGCAGCAUCAGGAGGCCUGGGUCUGAGCAGCACCACUCAGUCCAGCAUUUCAGUGGAGAGCAGCACUUCCAUCCCCACCUCUGGCUCCAGUGGAGUCACCACCAAUGGCGCAGGGACAGUGCUAGGUUCCAGUCCAGCCCACAGCUCUCUAAGUGGGAGUAUUUUGGGUCUGGUUCCUGGGCAGAGUGUGGCUCCUGGUACUUCACAGGUACCUCAAAGUUCUGCAAGCACCACCCCUGGAGUAGUUGGUAUGUUGGGAAGCAAUGGAGGAAACGUUGGUGUGGUUGGAGCUGGAGUAGUGAACGCUGCUCCUGCAAGACCACCAAGUGGACUGAAGCAAAAUGGAAGCACAAGUUACAGUGCUGUAGUGGCAGAGAGCUCCACAGAAUCUGCUCUAAGCACACCGAGCCAGUCACAAAGCAGCCAACCUUCAUCUCUCAGUUCUUCAACCAGUCAACCGAUGGACAAUGGUCCCAGCUUAAUUAGCUCCAUCACCCUGCCCCCCAGCUCUCCGUCCCCCUCGUUCUCAGACAGCACACCAGGUGGAGGGAGUCUACUCAACGGACCCCAUUCCUACACACAGGCCUCUGAGGGCCUCAAGGCGCCUGAGCCUCUCAGUUCUCUGAAGGCGAUGGCUGAGAGAGCAGCGCUAGGGUCAGGCCUGGAUGGAGAGAUUUCCAACUUGCACCUGACUGAAAGAAGUCGAAACGAUAUCUUCUCUAGUUCAUCAGCAGCAUCUGGCACACCUGCUGCCCCUCAGCCGUCCGUGUCGGAGGUCAGCAUCCCCCCUUCACUUGGGGUCUGUCCGCUGGGCCCAACCCCUCUCCCCAAAGACCAGCUCUACCAGCAGGCCAUGCAAGAGUCUGCAUGGACUCACAUGCCACAUCCUUCUGACUCUGAAAGAAUCAGGCAAUACCUGAUGAGGAAUCCAUGUCCCACCUUGCCCUACCACCAUCAGGUACCACCACACCACUCUGACUCCAUAGAGUUCUACCAGAGACUGUCCACAGAAACGCUGUUCUUCAUCUUUUACUACCUGGAGGGCACCAAAGCUCAGUAUCUAUCUGCCAAGGCUCUGAAGAAACAGUCAUGGAGGUUUCACACCAAAUACAUGAUGUGGUUCCAGAGGCAUGAAGAGCCCAAGACUAUCACUGAUGAGUUUGAACAGGGCACUUACAUUUACUUUGAUUAUGAGAAAUGGGGCCAGAGGAAGAAGGAGGGGUUCACCUUCGAGUACAGGUACCUCGAAGACCGAGACCUUCAGUGACGCACAGAGGGACGCAAAAGGACAGAGAAAGACAAAAAUGUGCUGCUGUUGACAUUCCGAGACUGAACUCCAAACUGUGGAUAGAGAUUGUGAUGUGUAGUAGAAACCCUCCUGUGAAGGAGACUGGUGUCUGUAUAGGCUGCAUCUCAAUGCGAAGCCCUUGCUCCUCGUGUAGAGCUUUGCUUUUGAUGAAAACACCCCGUGGGUCUGAUCAAAUGCACUGCGUUGCACGAGCUGGGAGGUCUCUCCUUGGAGAUCUGCGUUUGUGCCUGUCUGUGUGCACACUCAGUAUGUGGCAUUAGGAAAGCCUACCCCAUGCAUGUUUCUCUUUUUUUUCCCCCCCUCUUUUUUUUCAUUAAACUUGAUUCUCUGUAUCACCUACCCAACAUGAGCCUGGAAGCCUUUGACUUGACACAAAACAAAACCUUGGAUUUGGUUGUUAAGCUGCCCAUCUUGUAUUUACUGUAAUUUGGUGGUUUAGAAUGGGGACGUACAGUGGACAUUUAGUCAUGGUGUGUAGGAAUGGCUUCUUUUAAGAUCCUACGAUGCCUGUUUAAUAUGGUCACUAUUGAAGAUAGUGAGCGGUUAUCAAUAGUUUUAUUGAUAUUGUCUUGGUCAAUUAAAAACGUGAUUGAGAGUGACCACAGGGCCUCUCCCUGUGACAGGGAAAGAGUCCUUAUUGGACAUGGAUUAAAUUGCUAUGCAAUUGAA